GCCUACGCUUCGUCACUGUUAUUAUGUCUCUGCCCUUCAUCAACCAGUAGACGAACGAGCAGACCCAUCUAGCUCUUGUGACCGUCCACGAUCUGUUGCAAUAAUCUGGCAGGCGUGUACCCCUCACGAAGACUGACUGAGCAAACUGCCAAACUGCUAUGUGAUGCACAUAAAUUCGUCAGCUUUCUCUGCGGUCCAGUCAAGUUCGGGAGAAGGACCAGAAUUACAUUCCAACCAGUAUGACUUCGCGUGCAGAGACUUCGCGAGUACAUUGACUGUGACAUCGAAGACGGCUCCGACUUGCCACCCGACGCCUUCGAAGCAGCACGUAUCGCCGCUGGCCUCGGCGUAAGGGUCUCUUAUAAGGUCAGAUUCGACGGACUUGCACCUGACAUCAAGUUCAUCUGGGCCGACAUGGAUCGUCUCUUCAAGCAACAAGCAAGACUCAAAGCUGGCCAAGCUCCAAAUGAGGCAGAGAAGAGCGGCUCUGGCGACGAGACUCCGAGCUCGUCUGAAACUGAGGGCCGUCAUGAACUGACUCACAAAGGUCGAAAGACUGCGGUUUGGGAUACCGGACGACUCGCGCUGGCGAUGCAAACGAUGAUCGACUUGAUCAAGCUGCGCAAAGAUCCUAUCAUACGUCAGCCUCUUCGCACACAAGCGGUAGACAUACUCAGAGACAAUUCCGAGUCCGAGGUCUGCCAGCUCGUGUCGGAUGUACUGCGCCGAAAGUGACAGGAUUGCAGGCACCUACGGCUUGCGGUACAGAGAAUGCAAACUGAAGCAGGUCUGAAGCAAUCCGAACGUCUCCAUCGAUGGCAAAGCUCUCGUCUGUGCGUAACAAUACAGGCAUCGAUGCGGUCAUACUUGCGCACUCAGUGUGCAAAACUGAUGCAGCUAUGUGGUUCUGUCGGAACCGUGGCUGCGAAGGCUUGAACUGUUUGUAAUCCCGCUUUGACCAUCUCACAGGGUGAGAAUGCACCGCUGAGCGAAACUGUCGUGCACCGUACCGUCAA
Mixia osmundae IAM 14324 is the source of this 1016-nucleotide messenger RNA. RefSeq lists its product as uncharacterized. The record is from RefSeq and is a predicted model, not a curated record. NCBI's taxonomy places the organism in Eukaryota, Fungi, Basidiomycota, Mixiomycetes, Mixiales, Mixiaceae. The transcript has a single exon. The coding region runs from base 415 to 735 and encodes 106 amino acids.